AGCUCAGCUCAGCGCUCAACUGGGUUUCAGCCACCGUCGUCAUCCGCUUAGUCAGUCAGUCAUAUGACCGCUGUCAUCUGGCUUGUGCAGCACCGGCCCGGCUAGCUAAGAUCACCGAAGAACGUUGUCAACGUGUCGUAAAUUAAUCCCGCAAUGGCAACAUUGGUGGCAAACCGGGCGAUGGACAACGGCUUGGCAGCAGCAGCGGCAGCGAGGACGCACACUCAAGCCGUGACCAGAAAUUACAUCUCUCAACCGAGGCUAACUUAUUCUACAGUGUCAGGAGUGAAUGGACCCUUAGUGAUUCUGGAUAAUGUCAAGUUCCCCAGAUAUGCUGAAAUAGUACACCUGACCUUGCCCGAUGGCACAAAAAGGAGUGGUCAAGUCCUGGAGGUGAUUGGUAGCAAGGCAGUUGUUCAGGUGUUUGAGGGAACAUCAGGCAUCGAUGCCAAGAAGACAGCCUGCGAGUUUACUGGCGAUAUCUUGCGCACACCCGUUUCCGAAGAUAUGCUUGGGCGCGUGUUCAAUGGCUCAGGCAAACCUAUUGAUCGUGGACCUAGUGUUCUGGCUGAAGACUAUUUGGACAUUAUGGGUCAGCCUAUCAAUCCUCAGUGCCGUAUCUACCCAGAGGAAAUGAUCCAGACCGGCAUCUCUGCCAUCGAUGGAAUGAACAGUAUUGCCAGAGGACAGAAGAUCCCCAUUUUCUCCGCCGCCGGCUUGCCCCACAACGAAAUUGCAGCCCAGAUCUGUCGGCAAGCUGGCCUGGUGCAGAAGUCCAAGGAUGUGAUGGACUACAGCUCGGAAAACUUUGCCAUUGUGUUUGCGGCCAUGGGGGUCAACAUGGAAACUGCUCGUUUCUUCAAGUCUGAUUUUGAAGAAAAUGGCUCAAUGGAUAAUGUUUGUCUUUUCUUGAACCUGGCCAAUGAUCCCACGAUCGAACGUAUCAUUACUCCUCGCCUGGCAUUGACUACAGCAGAAUAUCUGGCCUACCAGUGUGAGAAACACGUCCUGGUCAUCCUCACCGAUAUGAGCUCCUACGCUGAGGCUCUGAGAGAGGUGUCCGCUGCUCGAGAAGAGGUGCCCGGACGUCGAGGCUUCCCUGGUUACAUGUACACCGACUUGGCCACCAUCUAUGAACGUGCGGGACGAAUCGAGGGGAGGAAUGGCUCCAUCACCCAAAUCCCCAUUCUCACAAUGCCCAAUGACGACAUCACCCAUCCGAUUCCUGAUCUGACGGGCUACAUUACUGAGGGUCAGGUGUACGUGGAAAGGCAGCUGCACAACCGUCAGAUUUACCCACCCAUCAAUGUUUUGCCCUCUUUGUCCCGUCUGAUGAAGUCAGCCAUCGGAGAGGGUAUGACCAGGAAGGACCACGCUGAUGUCUCCAACCAGCUGUAUGCCUGCUAUGCUAUUGGCAAAGAUGUUCAAGCCAUGAAGGCUGUUGUGGGAGAAGAAGCCCUCACUUCUGAUGAUCUGCUCUACCUUGAGUUCCUACAGAAAUUUGAAAAGAACUUCAUUGCCCAGGGCCCGUACGACAACAGGACGGUGUACGAAACCUUGGACAUCGGCUGGCAGCUGCUCCGUAUCUUCCCCAAGGAGAUGCUGAAGAGGAUCCCUCAGAGCACAUUGGCCGAGUUUUAUCCCAGGGAGUCUGCUGCUCGCCACUGAGGCACCAAAAGGAAUGUUGUGCUUCUUUGUGCAAUCUAACCCUAACCCUCUCUGAUGCCAGCGGUCUCCUUGUGGCAUGUUGGUGAAUUUUCUUGCGCAUCCUGAUCCCAAAGCUUCCUUUCCCCCAGGUCACCAACUUCACAGUAGUCAUUUUAUCUCGGUGUACCGUCGUGUAUUGCUGUCCAAAUGAUGUGGCGUCUGAAAAGUAGUAUCUGUGGUAGUGAUCCUCUUUAUUGCAAAGAAAUGUGAUCAGAUCUGUAAACAUUUAGUGAAGCCCAUACUACAGGUGACGCUUUUAAUGUACUGUCCAUUAUCACAAAGCAUUUCUCAGUGAACAAUGUUCCGUUUGAUAUGAGCUGAAUGGUGUUGUUACGCUCAAAUAAACACUCAAAGCCGUCAGUGUGACGCAUAUCCCUGGCAGGCGGCCGGCCGGCCGGCCAGCCAGGUGGUAGUUGUGCCGUACUUGACUCUUUUGGGACCCCAUACCAACUAUAUCAUGGAUGUUUACAUUAUUAGUGCUUUGUAGUUUGUUUUGUCUGAUAUAGUGAACAUUCCCAUUCGUCAGCAAAAACAGAGUUGUUGUGCAAUCAUGAUUGUUUCUUGUGAACAGAAUGAAAUUAAAUUAUGAGUGAGUA
Syngnathus acus (greater pipefish) is the source of this 2303-nucleotide messenger RNA. It is a transcript of the gene atp6v1b2a, whose product is annotated as ATPase, H+ transporting, lysosomal, V1 subunit B, member a. The transcript is spliced from 14 exons. The record is from RefSeq and is a predicted model, not a curated record. Gene Ontology annotation, molecular function: ATP binding; proton-transporting ATPase activity, rotational mechanism. Lineage: Eukaryota; Metazoa; Chordata; Actinopteri; Syngnathiformes; Syngnathidae. The coding region runs from base 154 to 1668 and encodes 504 amino acids. Gene Ontology annotation, biological process: proton transmembrane transport; ATP metabolic process. Gene Ontology annotation, cellular component: proton-transporting V-type ATPase, V1 domain.